AUGGGCGGAGCUUCAAAGUCUUCCGACUACAAAGAUAAGAAGAGGGACACAUCUCCUCCUACUUUCAUCAAUAAACCUUCUAAGACUACCACCGAUAGCCCUAAAAUCCCAUCGCGUCCACUUACACCCCACUCUUCUUCCAUUCAAGACAACAAGGCGCAUUUGGAAUAUCAGACUGCAGGCCCUGGAUUUGAUCACACUGUCGCGAACGUACCUGGCAUCGGAUUAGUUUACAACGGUGGAUAUCGUAACCUAGUGCACGGCACGAAUCCCGCAGCUGGUCCCCAACCCGAAGUGCAUCAUCAAACUCCUGGAAUUGUCCCCCCUCCAGUUCUGCCACCUGGUUUUCCCCAGACGCCUACUCAAUCCUUUCCUCAAUUUGGUCCUGUUAGCAGCAGCCAAGUUCCAGCCAUGGCCGCUUUCAUGCCCAACCAGGGCCAGCACUUCCAGCCCCCCGUGCCUGACACUACCUACGGACCUAUCCCGCAUACUUACCACCCCCGUUCCGACCAGCCCGCUCCUGGCGCUCCUGGCCAGUAUGUCAUGAUUGAAGGCCAGCUCUACGUUGUUGCUGCUAGCCCUCCUGGCAAUGCCCAGGUUCAAUUUAUGCCCAUGCAACAGCAGCCGCCGCCCGGUGCCGGUACACCUAUCAUAAUCCAGCAGGCACCCCAGCCGUCCCAGUCACCCAUCUUCAUUCAAUGCCAGCCGGGUCUCCCUGCGGCUCCGGUGGCCGCCCCGCCCGCCGCAUUUCCUGCUAUGAUGCCCCCCCACGGCGUCACGGGCCCCGGUUCUGCUCCGGACGUGAUGGGAAUUGGCAAGACUGCAACUGAGAUCCAAUUGGAGCAGUACCACACAGCUCUUAACACCGGAGCUCUUGAGGGACAGGACAUCGCCCCUGCCGAUCCUGAUCCAUCUCGCAUGUACUAUUGCCGAGAGCUUGACGGUGCAUACACUCUCCGCAACCGUUACUGUAUUGACAACAUGGGUGACUGUCGCUGGUAUGUCAAGCCUGGUGGCAUUUUCUACGCUGUCCGCUUGGCCGACUAA
Daldinia caldariorum is the source of this 1047-nucleotide messenger RNA. RefSeq lists its product as uncharacterized. The record is from RefSeq and is a predicted model, not a curated record. The transcript is spliced from 2 exons. The coding region runs from base 1 to 1047 and encodes 348 amino acids. NCBI's taxonomy places the organism in Eukaryota, Fungi, Ascomycota, Sordariomycetes, Xylariales, Hypoxylaceae.